GGAGGAGGCUGGAGCCGGGGCCCCGAGCGCGCGGAGAAGGCGGCGGGACUGAGGACGAGGUCCCCCAUGGUGAGGAAGAGGAGGGAGAAGUGGCCGACUCUGUCCGCAUGGAGCUUUUGGUUCGGGUCGAGGGCCUUCAAAUGAGUGUUGAGUCACGGGAGCAGCAGCGACUUAUUGGCUCUCGCGGGAGUUGACAAGACGGUGGAGACGACGGCGAGCUGCCAGCAGCGGCGGCAGUGGCGCGCAGCGGCGUGCCGGAGCGGUCUUUGAGAGCGCACAGAGAGCGGCACGGCGGCCACACCUCGUGAGAGCCCUGGGCCAGUGGAAGGAAAUUCCACAUUCCUCUGGACAAGUUCUCAAUUGGUGAAGAUUGACAUUUCUAUGAUGAAGAGGUUUGGGGAAAUCGAGUUCAAUAUUUCCAAAGAACUAUGGUAAAGGAGAAGGUUUAAUUCACACAGUUUGUUAAUGUGUAUUACACACCACACUCUUGUUGUAUUUUUUUAAGUCGGCCAAUACAAAAAUGUGGCUAAUAUCACUAGGGCCUCAAGAUCCCCAUGUUCUGGCCCCAGAGGAGCUUGGUGAUAAAUAAUCCGACUCCGGUCUCCCACAGCCUCACGAAGCAAUGUUGUCACUUUGAGAUCUGCGGAUUAACAGUUGCUCUCACCUUUCUGUCCACGUUCCACCUCCUGGGCACCGUGGGACAGAAGCUUCUCCUGUAAAGCCAACGUGGCCAGGAAUGCUCACCAAAGCGCAAAGUGCAGCAGAAGCGGUAGGGGGGUCUCAGGCAGACGGGGGCCUGGGACCUAAGCGUCCUGUCAGCCUCGGCUCUACUGGCUCCUCGUCGUCAUCCCGAGACAGCCACCUCUCGUUCGGGAGCAGCCUCGUGCUGGCAUCCUCCCCGUCCUCCUCGCUGGCGCCGGGAGACUCGGGGUGCUCCUGCAGUGAGCGCGAUGCCUUCAGCGAUCGGGAGCCGGAGCUGGGAAAGAUGGAGGCGCUGACCACAACCGCGGCGGGGGGACGCUGCCCGCCGGAACCGCAAGAGGACGGGGUCACGGCACCGGCGGGGCAGCGCGCCGGCCGAAAUGGGCAGCUGCAGGAGGCCGUGCUCCAGGUGAGGGAGAGCAACAUCUUGGAGCUGGAGGAGGAGGACACGCGCCGAAGCAGCAGCGGCAGCAGCGGCAGCAGCGGCAGCCAGGAGAUGGGGCGUCCGGGGAAGGAGGGCACACGCGUGAGGAUGACACUGGCUGCCGAUGGCUGCUCCUUGUCCUCGCUGGAGCGCGUCCUGCUCGAGAUGCUGCAGACUGAGCGGGCCUACGUGAGAGACCUGAGCAGCAUCGUGCAGGAUUAUCUUGGCUGCAUGGAGGCCACACCUGGGCUGCCCCUCUCCUCUCAGGACCUCGGAACUCUCUUUGGCAACGUUCGCAGCAUCUACUCGCUCAACAGGGAUUUACUGCAGGACCUGGAGGUGUGCGGCCUUGACCCUGUGGCUGCUGCCAGGUGCUUUAUCAGCAAGAGCGAAGCUUUCCAAAUCUACACCGAGUACUGCAUGAACUACCCCAACGCCGUGCGAGUGCUGGCAGAGUGCAUGCGCAGCCCGGAGCUGGGGGCUGUGCUGGCGUCACGCCAGGCAGCGUUGUGCCACUCCCUGCCCCUCGGGUCCUACUUGCUCAAGCCCGUGCAGCGCAUCCUCAAGUACCACCUACUGCUGCACGAGGUCUCCAGGCACUGCGAGGACGGCACCUGGGAACGAGCGCCUAUCCAGGAAGCCCUGGAUACCAUGACUGGGGUGGCACAGCACAUCAACGAAGUCAAGCGGAGGCACGAGCAGGCCUCCCGUGUGCAGGAGAUCGAGCGCUUGCUGAGUAGCUGGCACGGGCCAGAGCUGGGGCGCUACGGGGAGCUGGUUCUGGAGGGCGUGUUCCGCGUGGCGCGCGCUCGCAACCAGCGCACAUUCUUUCUCUUCACCAACAUCCUGCUCUUCGCCCGCCGGCGUGACCACAUCUAUGUCUGCAAGGGCCACAUCCUCUGCGCUAACCUGAUGCUGGUGGAGAACCUACCCAAGGAGCCACUCAGCUUCACCGUCGGCCACUUUAAGAAUCCCAAGAUUCGGCACACUCUGCAGGCACACUCUGUGGAAGAGAAGCGCCUGUGGGUCCACGAGUUGAAGAGGCUCAUUCUGGAGAACUACCCGAGCGACAUCCCCCUCAAGGCUAAGCAGGCCAUCCUGGACAUGGAUGGGUCAUGUUCCCCUGCCACCCACUGCGGCCGAGACGAUCCCAAGAAGGAGAGCUGGUACACCCGGCGAGGACGACGCAAAUCAGAACCGGGAGACAGGAAGCCAAAGCCUCUGGAGUCACUAGCAUCUGUCCGAAAGCGGUCGGGCAGUGUCGACGGUGGCCUGCUGAGGGAUGCAGAGGUCGGUGGUGGGCCUGGGCUCGGGGAAGGCAGCACCGAAAGCUUGGAAAGGGCAGCCUCCACGGGGAGACGCCCGCUUCCCAACGGCGACAUGCGGCAAGACGACCGGCAGAAGGGACAAGCAGAUCGACAGGCGACACAGACGGACCGGCAGGAUGGGCCAGCGGGCCAGCAAGAGGGGAGGGCAGAUGCGCGGGAGGCACGGCCGUGUGGAGACGCAGCGGUGACGGGGACAGGGCAGCAGUGUCAGCAGCUGCAGAGCAGGAGGGUGGAGGCCAAGGCGAGCUCGCAGACCGCUGCCACCGAUCCCACGCGGCUCGGGUUCAAGCAGAGGGAGGGCGAGUGCAGUUUGCGAGCGCAGGCAGGAAGGCGCUUCCUCUAUCGACAGUCUGUGGACCUGGAGGGCAUGCACCUCAGCCCCAUCUUAUCGCAGCCCAUGCUGGAAGUCCUUGCGGCUGAGCUCAAGUAUGAGUGGCUGGUGGCCCCACAAUAUGGCAAGAAAGUGGCCCCUGUGAAGGCACAGUGUGAUGGGAACACGUUGGAAACCCCAGAGGGUGGUGCGACGCUGCCCUCCAGUGGAGCCCUGAUUUCUGCGAGUGCGUUGGCCACAGCCGAAGGUGGCGGAGGGAUGGGAAAGGACACCCAUUGUGCCGGCACGGACCAGCACUGCGUUGUCUCUUCAGCUGAGCCAUUACUGGCAGCCGGAAGUGAGGUACAGCCAGUGGAACAUGAUGAAUACCCUUCAAAACACCAUGCCACGAAUGUCAAAGUGGGUGAGGAGAAGCAAGAGAGCCACACGCGCGAGAAUGGCGUGCCGCAGCAGGAGCGUGCAGGGCGCGUUGUACGCGAGUCCAUCAUCAUCGAUGAUGAUGAACCAGAAGAGUUUUAUCAGGAUAGGAAUGAAGCAAUUCAGGUGGUUGAUAUUAUGGAUACACCACAACCGUGUGAUGAUAAUCAGAAGCCCGUUGAGACAAAAGUUCUCCAGCUGGAUUUCGAAAUGCUUCCAGUAAAAAAAUCCCAACAACCUCUCAUGGAAAACUCAAACUCAGAUCAGACAGAUGUUGCUGUUCAGCCUGUGUGUGAUGAUAGCAGCACAAAGGAAAGGAACGGUGAACCAGAAAUCGAACUGUAUAGACAUGCGCCUUGUGAGAGUCCGUCAAGAGGCUUGCCAGUAGCUCCGCAGGAAGGCCCAACUCAUCCUACAAACACGGUGGAUGCGGCUCCUUCAUUUGAAGGUGGUCGCAGGUUGAACGCAUCGGAGGCAGAUGAUGUGUGGCUGUCGUGCCAAGACGCCGCACAAAUGCUGGAGGAGACCCUCGGUUGGGAGGCCGCAGGAUGCGUUUCCUCUCACGUUUCCUGUGAAGAGACCUCGCCGUUAACGCAUCACACCUCUGAUGAUUCACAGCAGGGGGAUUCUGCAACUGACGGCGGCAUCUCCGCUUCACACCCUCCAAAAAGUGGAUCACCAAGUGAGCAGGGAAACAACGAUGAAGACGUAGACGAUGGAGAGGACACAACCUUCCAGUUUGCCUCUACGGAGGUCGUGCGGAGCAACGUUUUUAGACACGAUCAAGCAGAACAUUUGCCAGUGCAGGCCGGAUUCUCACCAAUCAUAAGUCCGCUCGAAAAUCUAUCGCCACAAACUGCCCCGACUGUGACCCAAUGCGCCCCGGCUGAUGUCGACGUUGUAGCGGAGCACUGCAGAGCGGUCGUCCAAACCGUGACGUCCGAGCUCGUCUCUUCGCCCUUCGUGAGGAAGAAUGGAAACGAUGUAGCCCGAGGCAACGGCGUCGGCAUCGAGCGUGAGGGACGGUGCGCAGACGGUCUGCCGGCAGCGCAGCCAGCACCUGUCUCGCUGUGCGCCGGUGACGGAGAGACACGCGGGCACGACGCUUGUGAGGCUGAAACUGGAGACGCGCGUGGGAUGGAUAUCAUAGAAAUGCUCACGCUAGAGCACAAAUUUAUAGAAGAUUAUUUUUCCAACUUGACGUCGACAGCUCCUGAACAAGAGCAGUUGGUGCACAGCUCACCUGUGAGCAGUUAUGUUGAGGUUUCUUCAGCCACAAGCAAAGAAGCGUUUUCAGAAAAUGAAAAUAAAACUAUUGACACGUGGGCCGAUCUCAUAUCAAGCAUCGAGAGCAGUUUGGCAGAGUUCAGAGAUAACAUCCCUCCCACUAUUUGGGAUGUUGACCACACACCGCUUUUUAUCGAGGAAGAAGAAGACUCCUGUCCACGUGUUACAAACGACUCAAAUCAAAGUCCCAAAGCUCCUGAGGAAUCUGUAGAGUUUGCAUUGCCUCAUGCCCGAAACGAACUUGAACACAUCGGCAAUAGCCAAGCAAAACCGUCUGAUGACGGGUGCACAGAGGGCAUCUGGUUUCAUUGCACGAAUUCUGAGAGCACUAAUGCCGCUGCGUGGAAUAGUCGCACAUCGCGACCAGGAUUCCAAAACGAGAGGCAAUGUGGGAGUAGCUGCGACAGUCCGGACAACUUCAGCAGAACGGGGAGAAACGAUCCCAGUAUCUCAGGAGCAACUUUGAUGAGUCCACCUCCUGGCAAGCCAUACGCACGGUCAGGACGAGAAGGAAAGCAAUCUCCACAGCCCACAGAACUACCGAGAGCAGGUGCUCGUGUGGACAAUGACAGCGAGUGUUACAGUCAACGGUUCCUCGCAGGACGUGACUCGGAUGCGAGUCGCUCACGCCUCGCUGACAUCUUGGGAAAUGGGCGAGCCUCUCCACCGACAAGGAAGGCCCAAACAGGGCUCCGCAGGGCUGAACCGCCUACUGUGCGCGCUCGGCCCCCUUCUUCCCCUUGCCUGUCCAGCCCCAGUGAUUCACCGCAACUCACGCGGUGUCCAUCCACUUCUGGCCUCUUUAAAACAGUCUCCCCUGCACAGUUAUGUUGUGUCCAGGAGUCGCACACUUAUACUGGCAGGUCCUGCAGGUCCCCUUGCAGACGCAACCAUUUACACGAGUCACAUUGCUCCUCAUGUAAUGCUGAUUGGUUCUCCAAGCCUUACAAUAACGCAGGGACGAGCGCUGGUUCAGUCGAUCACCAAUUGGGUGUGUGCAAGGAAUGCGGGUCUUGCCAGCCGGCCUCUCCCAGUGGCAGGGCUUGUCGAUUGCCAGGGCAGUGGUCUUUGCAGUCCCAUACUCCAACACUGGGAAUGUGUAAGUGUCCCUCAACACCAAACCUAUUUCACAGUUCCUCCUUGUCACUCGAGUCUCAAUUUCACUUCCCCUCGGUCCCAAGCCGGAAUUCCUUCUCUAACUUCCUUCAUUCGUACACUUUAUCCAACUCUGAAACCAAUCAGUCGUGUUCCUCACUUGAUUAUGAAUUUUCAAACAUGACUGCUCCCUUUACUAAAGUAAUAAAAAAUCCAACCCCAACGGCUCCACCACGCUAUUCUAAUGUUUCCAGCCGCAUCCCCUGCGACUCUGUCAUUCCUCCAUACCAUUCAUCUCCUCUCUCAUCAGACUUGCUGCGUAGCCCUUCUGAGGGCAGCCUCCUCUCUCCUUCCACACAGAGUUUUCUGAAAUCCUAUGCAUCUGCUUUGGAGAUCUGUAACAACAACAUGGAUCAAGCAGAGUUGCCGUUUGAAUCCAAAUCCAAGAAUUCAACUCCAAAGAGUUCAGUGUUGGGGACUGCGCCAGGUGAACCUGCAGAGUACUGGCCCUUCGUGCCGGACGACACCAGGGUCUUCGUUCACAGUACGCACACUCCCUCGCAUGAACCCUACAGAGUGAGAAGCAGAAGCCUCGGGUUUCAAGACUUGAGCGGCGAGCACUGUGAGAAAACGAGGGCAGGUUUACCGGAGAGCCCGGGUGGGCUCGGCACACCUGCAAGCGCUCACUUUCCUGAGAGCCUCGGGCUCGAGCGUGGCAGCUACUAUGGGUCCCACAUUGUGCUCCAGGAUGCGGAUAAAGCUGUGGUGGUGGACAGGGUCUUUCCACAGAGGGUGCUGAGCAUGAACGUCAGCAUCCGCAAGAUGUACGCCAAUAGUCUGUGCCGGAGGGACCGCCGGUCCGCAUCGCCGCCGCGACAGGUGGAGGCCACGCUGGCGGAUGGCCGAUGCCGGUGGCUGGACUACACCGAGCUGUCGUCCGGAGCGGCGUGCAGGCCGCCAAUCCCACACAGAGCUCGCUCGCACUCCUUCAGGUCUCAGAAGCGGAUGCCGCCUGUGUUGAGAGAUGCACUGAUUUGAGUGGUGGACUGGCAUUAGGAGAGCUGCAGAGGGAACUGGGAUUCACACUGAAGCCACAACGAGAACAAAUUCACCAACAAAUACUGCCUUUAAAUUAACAGGCGAUAAGAGGCACUUCUUCACAGCACAUCGAUCACAUCACGUAAAUAGUCAUUUAUUUGCUAUGAAUGUGCUGUUCGGUGCCUUUACCAAAAACGUCACCUAUUGCGUUUUUAAUUUAAAGCCACAGUGUUGAAUAAAUGAACCUGUUCGUUUUUGUUAUUGUGCUUGUUCACCACAGCCAAUGCAGCAUUACCAAAUAAUUUAUACAAAACGUGAUGCAAAAUCCUAGACAAAUAUACUUGCUUUUGCUAAUACUCAUAAUCUCUCUCAUGAAUGCGUGCAUUAUAUAUGACUUCAGGUCAUGGUUGGGGGCUGAUUCAGGCAAUUAUCCCUCUAGGUUCAAUAAAGUUCGUACCACUCUGCGGGAACGUCAACGGUGGUUGUCCUAUAGAUAUAAUCUACCAACCGCCUGCAAAAAUCAGUAACUAAAUCACGAUGUACGCUUUCAUAAAUCCUCCUUGCGUACACACACCCUGUGGGUUAUGUCAAUACAGUUUGUGCCGUAACUUCAACACCAUGUUUGCGCAUGCACACCGCCUUACAGAUCCAGCAGGGGCUUUCGACCAAAUGUACAGCCUCUGUGAUCCGUGGUUUAUUGUUGCUCUGCGGAUGCAUACAAUGCAUAUUUGGGAUGUGACGUACCAUAGGGAAACAUUAAUGUUUGUACUCGUACCAUCGGCCAGACUGACAGCGCUGAGCAUGUAAAGUUGCACCUCGGGCUCGCUUUUCGCAAUGAAUGAAGAGUCACCACCUCAUGCACUGUAGAUCAAACCCGGACAUAUUUCUCAGUAAGCGCGAGGUCUAUCAAAUCUGUGUAGUGGUGGUAUUCUGCAAUAAAGUUUCACACAAUACUGAUGCCAAAUCUCGGUACAAAUAUAUCUCUGUUGCUACCCAAACACAGAUGACAAUAACCCAGACAAGUGGUGACCCUACCCUGAACCCUGGCUCCAAGGUUGGCGAGUGCUGUAUUCAGAAUAUUUAAGCAAUACUUUUCUAUUUCUACUGCCAUGCAUAACCCCUUGAGUUACAACACGUAAAAAUAAUUUUACCGGUGUUAAUUAUUCUUUAUGUAAUACAGUACCAUUGUGAGUGCGUGAAAUAAAACGGGCGUCUGGAGCAUUUAACUCUGAAAAGCGAGCCACUGCAUCUGUUUACUCGGUGGGCCACCGCCAGACGGCACUGUUAUGAAGAAAUUAACAUUCCAUCUCCGUGCCAGCGUCAGAAAUCUAAAAUAAAAAAAACUGUAUAAGACAUGACCCCAGAAAUUCCAACUAAUUGUUUUAGAUUUUUGGCUCUGCACCAUUUCUGUACACCUAUCCCGCACGAGGAAAACUAUUUUGAAGUCAACUAUUAUUAGGUAUUUAUUGUGUGUUGGACCGACUCUCUGUGUUGCAUUGCAUUACAUUUCCAAAUUUUA
This is a messenger RNA of Lethenteron reissneri (Far Eastern brook lamprey), 8141 nucleotides long. RefSeq lists its product as uncharacterized. Lineage: Eukaryota; Metazoa; Chordata; Hyperoartia; Petromyzontiformes; Petromyzontidae. Gene Ontology annotation, molecular function: small GTPase binding; guanyl-nucleotide exchange factor activity. The record is from RefSeq and is a predicted model, not a curated record.